Corticium candelabrum is the source of this 3181-nucleotide messenger RNA. RefSeq lists its product as uncharacterized. Bases 144 to 3011 code for a protein of 955 amino acids. Lineage: Eukaryota; Metazoa; Porifera; Homoscleromorpha; Homosclerophorida; Plakinidae. The transcript has 16 exons. The record is from RefSeq and is a predicted model, not a curated record.
AUACAUGUAUAUAAAAAUACAGUUCUUUCCUCACACACACAGUCACGUCAUAAUUUUUCAGACUCAACCUCAAGUCACACUAGGAGCUUGACAUCCGGGAAACUCGAAACCGAUUGCCGUACAGUACACAGCAUCGUGUCGUGAUGAAUCCCGACAUUCUCCAAGCGAUUAAACACCAAGGCCAAACUGGAGCAAAAAGUCUCAAGAAAACGCCCCGAAUGGAACUUUCCGAGCGCCACAAAAUCUCAUCAAGCGCGAAACACGACAAGAACAAGGCUGUCAAGCACGACAUUCAUCCCAGAAAGUGUGACUUAACAGAGUGGGACAUGCUUGUUCAGAGAGUGAGAAGAAGGACGGUGAUACCGUUUGUUGGAGCUGGUCUGUCGUGUGGUUUCUUUCCUAUGUGGGAACGUCUGAUCGAGGAGUUGAUGGAGAAGUUGGGCUUGCCGCAGAUGAAGGGAGAGAAGAUGCCGGUGAAGACGGAGGUGAUACGCGACGCUCUGCGGAAGAGGGAGAGAGAGAGUAGUGGAAAGAGAGACGUCGAAUCUCAGAGCUUGUUGGCUGUCGAGUUUGUGGAGUUGUUCAGAAAGGCUUUGGAGGACAAAGGGUGUGUGGAUUGGUUUGAGCCUCUCGUCGAAGCAGAGAGGCCUCCCUCGUGGUCAUGCACUGAGGUCAUAAGGACGGCCACUCGUGGUCACCGUGCUGUCACAACAGGUCCCUGGCCAUUAAUUUUGACGACCAAUUGGGAUACAAUGCUGGAGGCCGCCUACCGAAUGAUGGACAUCAAUCAUGGUCGUAAACAUGCAGUAUACACGUAUGAUAACACAAUCUCAACGUUGCAUGUUUGUGUGAAUGCAUUUGCAGGCGACGUCUGGGAUUGGUCGCGUCCACACACUUCGUAUUUUACACGAUUUGAACAAGAGUUAUGCGUCCGAUUCAGAAGAAACAUUCAACAGGUCUAUGCUGAGCUACGAUCUGAUGUACGACCGACUCGCUUACUCAAAUUACACGGAGACUUCACUGAAAAUGGGAAGAAGGAAGUCAUAGCCGGGCAUGCCGACUAUCGCCAGUUGAUGGUUCGAGAUGUGGCAUUCAACAGAUUCAUGCAGCAUAUCAGUUCGCACUACAACCUCUUGUUUUACGGCUGCUCGUUGACCGACCCCGACAUGCUGGCGACUCUAGACGGCAUGGUUGAAAGCCUCGGAAGUGAAGUUGGGCCACAUUUUUGGCUAACAGCAGACGAAGUGAGCGACGAGAGAAAACGAUUUUUAGCCAAGCAUUACUCUGUGUACACGAUUCGAACAGAGAGAGCGUGGCAGUUUUCGGACGCUUUGUCUCUAUUGAUUAAACUGUGCAACAUUGGCUGGCCUAUCCCCAAGCCUCUGUCAUUUACAGCUGUACACUAUCAGAUUACUAGUCAACAUGGUACAAAUGUUAAUAUACGAAUAGAACAUCGUCUACCACAAGAUGUUACUGCCAAUGCAAUAGCCUCAAAUGACCUGUUUGCAUUGGCCAUUAGUGGUGGUGUUUCUCGUACUGGAAAGGCUACAGGUGGAGGUCAGAUUAUUGCUGUUAUUGAAGAACUCAAGUUGCUGAAACAUCACGAGACGAAGGCGUUUCGUUACAACAUGGAGGAGGAAGAGUGGAGGGCAAAACAUUGUGCAAGUAACUGUUGGAUGGUAUGUGCACAGGAUGUCGGUACGUCUGGCUCACUAAGGGGAGUUUUUGAGGCAGUACAACAUUUUGUGAAGAACACAGUCUUAUAUCUAGUUCCUGGAUCAUCAUUCAUUGAUAAGCAACAAUUGAAAAAUGAAGAAACCGAGGUUUCUGAGGCAGUGGUUAAUGAUGAGCAACCUACUUCAAAGCCUGAUGAGCAAUCUGCUUCAAUGGCAGUGGAAUCAGAUGCUGCACAAGGGACUCAAAAUGUUAGUGAAAAUUUGAAUCCAACAGCCGAAGAGCCAGUGACGGAGGAACACGGUAGACACACUCAAUCUCAAACUGUGGAAACACAAGAAGUGAAGCCUACUGCAUCAGUGGAUUCUGGGUUAGGGGAAACAACCUCAUCUUCACUUCAGUCUCCAAACUCAGAUCAACUUGCUGAUGAGGAUGCUGGGUUUGUAAGUCGUUGGUUCAAUGCCGUCUACUCAUUAGUCGUUCCUGAAGAUAGUGACUCAGAAUUAUCAGAGGCAGAGAGGUCUCAUAGUGAUGAUGGUGAAGAGGAAGAAGAAGAAGCAAAAUCUAACAGUAGUGACAGUGAGGAAGACUCAAGAGAUGUUUCCACGAGUGGGGAAGGAGAAAAGCUACCUGAUGCAGGGAUUGACAAAACAGAUGAAACUGUCAAGGAGGAAACUAAAGAGGAACCUCCUCAGGAAGAACCAAAACCAACUCUUUUGAAACUAGCAACAGAUCAUAGCAGUGACACAGAAAAGCAUUCACGUGAUAGUUUGGAGUCUGAAGGAGACGACGACGAUGAUGAUUAUGAUGAUAAUGAUGCAGUACAUGGAGACGGCCCUGGAGUGGCUCGUCUUCGUAAGUGUAUAAAGCUUAUUUUACCUUUGCUGUCAGCAGGUGGUGGAUUUUUACAUGGUCAAGAAGUACUUUGUGCAACACUGAGUGCGAUUGGCCAUUGUGUCUCACUGGUGUGUGGUCCUGAUGUGAUCGACAUAAUUAUAUGUACAGCUACACAUCCGGGGGCUGAUAACGAACGGUUGGCUUUGAUGGCUGAUAUUGAUGUUGGUCGACUAUGUCUUGGUCAGCUGUUGACUCGUGCUCUGCAUGGCACAAUGGAGUUCACAUGUGUGACUCCCAAAGAAGGAAGCGAUUAUGGUUCAUCUCAUACAGACGAGAAAGUAACAAAGUGGACAUGCCGGAAAGUACACAUGCCUAUAUACGCUACUGUGAACGAACUGAGACGUGAGUUGGGUCUUCCUGAUAAGCUUGGUGAAGAGGGCUCCAGGUCGUUGCUGUCAGCUAAUAUAGUAGACGGAUCUGUAAUUGAGAUUAGUGAAUGAUAUGUUUGUAAUGAGAUGUUGUGAACACAUUCUAUUCACUGAUAGCUUAUUUGAAACAACACUGUAGGUGUGUUGCUUUAUGUUAAGGAUUUGAGCACAUGGUAAGUAGUUAAUUAAAUAAGACUAAAGUUGUUUUUGUGGAAGUCUUCCAACUUUACUGCUGUCUUUGG